Messenger RNA from Acanthosepion pharaonis, 498 nucleotides. Lineage: Eukaryota; Metazoa; Mollusca; Cephalopoda; Sepiida; Sepiidae. The record is from the annotation of a GenBank genome assembly.
AUGUAUUUCAAAGCAUUCUUCGUUGUCUUCGUUGUUGCCCGGCUUCAUAUUAAUGCAGUGUUUCAGUUUCUUUCAACAUCAACUCCCAAAAUCACAUCCUGUCAGUGUCAGAGCCACUGCCAUCACCCCAAACCCGUUAAAACCUGUCGGUGUUUAAGGCCGUCAACUUCUGCAUAUGUUUGUGUCAAGCCUUCAACCCAAAGUUACAUGCCGACUCGCGCUGGGGGACGAAAAUUGCUCCCAGCGUUGCCUGCAGGGAUAGACAUUUCAUUAGGCAUUAGUAACUUUUUUUUUCUGCUAAAAUCGCAUUCACUCGACGUUUCAAUGUUGACUGAUUAUUUAAGGUGUUUUUUUCUUCUUUUCAACGAAGACUUUCUUUCUUACUUGAUCAUGUAUGCUUUCUCUCAUCUUCUUCUUUGCUUUCACUUUUUACAUGAGACUUGGUUUAAUCUUUCUUUUUCACGACAUUUCACUUCCUUUUUUUCUUUUCAUACUUGA